Messenger RNA from Suillus subalutaceus, 467 nucleotides. RefSeq names its product ribosomal protein L39e. Gene Ontology annotation, biological process: translation. Gene Ontology annotation, cellular component: ribosome; cytosolic large ribosomal subunit. The record is from RefSeq and is a predicted model, not a curated record. Bases 42 to 197 code for a protein of 51 amino acids. The transcript has 4 exons. Lineage: Eukaryota; Fungi; Basidiomycota; Agaricomycetes; Boletales; Suillaceae. Gene Ontology annotation, molecular function: structural constituent of ribosome.
ACAUCUCAUCACAGCGAGGAACGACCCCGACAUCGACAAAAAUGCCUUCCCAAAAGUCCUUCAGAACGAAGCGUAUCCUCGCCAAGGCCGGCCGUCAGAACAGGCCCAUCCCUCAGUGGUUCCGUCUAAAGACGGACACUAAAAUCCAAUAUAACGCUAAACGCCGUCACUGGAGGCGCACAAAGCUCAACAUCUGAGCAGCCUUCUCUUUCAUUCUCGAUGUUUAUGGCGCUGUGAAGUUGAGGUAGAGACAACACGGAGAGACGCAUCACACCAAUGCAACGCAGCAUGUAUCACCCCCUUACUGGCAUAUUAUGGCUAUACAACCACCUCCGCAUGCAAAUAUGACCUUUCUUUUUUCCUUGAGUCAUGUUUGUCUCCUUGGGACUCUCAUCGCCUAUAGUGCACUGUUGUAAUCAGUUCACAGUUGACAGAACGCAAACGAUGAUAUUGGCGUCCGCUUCUGA